AUGUUUGAUCUUUACAAACAAGCCCAUGACAUUGCUGGAGGCUUAGUCACAUCUGUUGCAGCCGCUGUUUCUCAUGGUGAAACGGCUGCCACUGACGAAUUACCCACAUAUAUAGCUACAGAAAAUGCUUUUCAUCAACAUUUGAUGUCUAUUGAUUCAGUGGAAGAAGAAACUGAGCUUCAGAGUUAUAUUUCUAGAAAAUGUUUAACUUUCAAUGAAAAAGAUAAAGAAAAGUUUGACAUUCUUUGUUGGUGGAAACAUAAUGUUGGUCAAUACCCGGUUCUGUCCCAAAUAGUUAGAGAUAUCAUGCCUACACCAGUUUCAACUAUGGCUUCUGAGAGUGCAUUUAGCACGGGUGGAAGGGUUUUAGAGGUAUACAAAAGCUCUCUCAAAUCAGAAAUGGUCGAAGCUUUAAUUUGUACUCAGAACUGGUUGAGACCUACCUUUUACCAAUUCAAAAGCAUGGAAUUUAACGAGGAUUAUGAGAUAUUUGAAGAUGCUUUACUAGGAUUUACUGAAACUUCAGUCGGAAGUGAAGCACUAUCUUCUUCUCAUACUCAGUCACAGAUUUCGGUCUGUACCUGA
Lathyrus sativus (Indian pea) is the source of this 585-nucleotide messenger RNA. NCBI's taxonomy places the organism in Eukaryota, Viridiplantae, Streptophyta, Magnoliopsida, Fabales, Fabaceae. The record is from the annotation of a GenBank genome assembly.